GGGCGGCAGCAACGGCAGCAGCAGCGGCAUGGGCUGGUGGGGCUGUGCCGCGCCCGCGCCCCCUCCGCCGCCGCGCCCCGGCGCCCCGUGCCUCCCGGCUUACUAGAGCCGCUGCUAUGGGGUCCCACCUGCCGCCCCAGCAGCGCCCGGAGCCCCAGCUGGUGCUGCAGCUGGCGGCCGGCGCUCUGCAAGCGCAGAACUUGGAGCUGUCGGGCGGGGGCCUGGGGCCCGAGUGUCAGGUGCUGCUCCGGCGGGCCGACGCGCUCGCCUACGGCGGGCGGCUGCAUGAAGCCUUGCCGCUCUACCAGCUGGCGUCCCGUCACCAGCAGCUGCGGGCGGAGCAGCUGGAGAAGCUGGUAGAGUGCCUGGCGCAGAGUAUCCGGAUCAAAGAGGGGUUGCCUGCCGCCGGGAGCGGUCCCCCGCAGCUCCGCGACUGGGACGUCUUCAGGUGCCGCAAGUGCCAGGGCUUCCUUUUCGAGCCCGUUUCCUUGCCUUGCGGACACACGUUCUGCAAAAAGUGCCUGGAGAGGGACCGGGCGGCCGAAUCCCGCUGCGUCCUGUGCAGGGAGGAGGGCAGCGCGGCGGCCGGGCAGCUCCUGCGGGUCAAUGUCAUCCUCAGCAACCUGCUGGCCAAGUGGUUCCCCUGUCAAGUGAAGGCUUCACAGCUCCGGCAUGAAGGGAACCUCUUGUACAAGGAGAAGAAGCUACAAGCCGCCCUGCAGAAGUAUAACGAAGCGGUCAGCCUAGCUCCAAAUGACCACUUGCUAUAUAGCAACCGGUCCCAAAUUAACUCUACUCUCAAAGCUUGUGAAGAUGCAUUGCAUGAUGCAGAAACAGCAUGCAGACUGCAGCCAUACUGGUUGAAAGGUCACCUAAGGAAAGGGCAAGCAUUAGCUAAUCUGGGGAAAACAGAAGAAGCUUUAAGAGAGUUCCUAUUCUGCCUUGCUCUAGAUACUGGGAACAAGACAGCCAAGUGUGAGGCACAAAAGCUUCUACUUAGUUUGUUUUCACUCAUCCCGGGAAAUGCUCAGGAACACUUACCCGAUAUCCUGCAGCUGUUGUCACAUCACUCUAGAUUAAAGGGGAAUCUUCUAAAUUCAGUGGGAUCUGGAGGCACCAGCCAUAACCUACAAAGGUUGCUCAAGGUAAAUGUGGAGCAGAGAAAGGGUUUUCCCAUUCAAGAGGAAUCAAAUGUAACUACUUCUGAUAGUUUGAGGAAAUCUGUACAAAUUACAGAUUGCAAAAAGGACUGCUUGGAGGAGGAGAACAAAUUCCCCUCCAUGCCAGAGUCUACCUUUCUCAUUACUGAGAAGUGCAGCCUCCUGAAAAGGAAGUGCUGCCCAGAGGAAAUGCGAACUGCUGAGGUACCCUGCAAACUGAUGAAGAAAGAUACAGUUGAUACUAAGGGAAAUAGUACGGGACAACAAACUCCAUUUCAAUUUGUGGAUCCAUCAGAUUUGGACUGCUCCCUAUGUAUGAGGCUAUUCUACGAACCUGUCACUACACCUUGUGGGCACACCUUCUGUCUCAAGUGUCUUGAGAGAUGCCUGGAUCACAACCCAAAGUGUCCCCUGUGCAAGGAAGGACUCUCAGAGUGCUUGGCUAUGAGGAAAUACUGUAAAACAGUACUUAUGGAGGAGUUAAUAGCUAGGUAUCUUCCAGAGGAACUCACUGAAAGAAGAAAGAUUUAUGAAGAGGAAAUAGCAGAGCUUUCCAACCUAAAUAAGAAUGUUCCUAUAUUUGUCUGCACAAUGGCUUAUCCCACAGUCCCAUGCCCUCUGCACAUUUUUGAGCCAUGUUAUCGCCUGAUGAUUCGAAGGUGCAUGGAAACUGGCACCAAACAAUUUGGGAUGUGCAUCAGUGAUCCUCUAAAGGGGUUUGCAGAUUAUGGCUGCAUUCUGGAGAUAAGAAACGUUGAAUUCUUUGCUGAUGGUCGUUCUGUUGUAGACAGCAUCGGCAAGAGGAGAUUUAAGGUGAUACAGCACAGCCAGCGUGAUGGCUACAACACAGCAGAUAUUGAGUACAUUGAGGAUCAAAAGGUGCAAGGACAAGAGUAUGCUGCAUUACUUGUUCUCCAUGAUUCUGUCUAUGAUCAGGCAUAUAUGUGGUUUAACUCCCUCAAGCAAGCACUCAAAAGUCGAAUUCUCAGUCAUUUUGGUCCAAUGCCUGCUAAGGAUCCUGACCCACAGGCAAACCCUAACGGUCCAGCCUGGUGCUGGUGGGUCCUAGCUGUCCUUCCACUUGAGAACAGAGCUCAGCUCCCUUUCCUUGCUAUGAAAUCCCUCAAAGACCGCUUGAAUGGCAUCAGACGUGUCCUUACAUUCAUGUCUCGUACAAGAUCACGGUGAUGGUGAGAAGGAGAGCUGUGAAGUCUCCCACAAUACUUGACUGUAGACUGUCUCUUGUAACUUCAUCUAACUGCAAUAAUGUCUUACAGAUUUGAGUGUCAGGAUGUUUCAAGCCUGAAUUUCAAGGAAAAUGAGUUAUAGAGCAAGGGAUGUUUAUGGAUACUUCAGUAGUUUCCAUCUGGAACUCUGAGAUGAUUAUUCAAUCACUGCACUGCUAAAUUAACAACAAAUGUGAUAGAACAAAAAGUGAUCUUGUUUGCCAUAAACCUUUUAAAGCUUAAGAGGUUUUUAUUUUUAUUUUUUAGUGGAUAAAGGAUAAACUGUGCAGUUUAAUGUGAAGCAGAAAUAACAACAUCAAUGCAUUAUUUCAGUGAACUGCAAAGUCUUUUAUUCCAACUGGUUCAGGUUUUAUAUAGCGUUGUGUAAAAUAAUGGUCACGACUUCCGUUGGAUAAUUUAUUUUUGCACUAUGAUUUUUUUUUUUUGUUUCAAAAUGUGUGUUAUUUAUGUAUUCAGUCUCUAAAGAAAAGUGAGCUACUCUAUUUAUUUAUAGUGGUUUUACCCUAUAUUUAUGACUGGGGACAAAAUGAUGAUUCUAGCAGUGUACAACCAACUGCUUUGAUAAUUUUUCAGAUAUUUGUGUUCAAAUAAUUUGAAUGUUUUUCUACUUAUCCCCAGUUCUACUGUAGCCUUAGAAGGACUCUUUUUUUCCCCCCCUGAAACAGCCUGCCAUGAACUCUUUGAAUACACAGAUUGUCAGUUGUUGGAGCUCAAUCCUAUGCUUGCAACUAGAUUCCUGAUAUCCCAGAACAGUUGAGCACAUGCUUUACCUUAGGCAUGAGUUGAUCAGU
Messenger RNA from Dryobates pubescens (Downy woodpecker), 3198 nucleotides. RefSeq names its product LON peptidase N-terminal domain and ring finger 3 (gene LONRF3). The transcript has 12 exons. Gene Ontology annotation, molecular function: protein binding. The record is from RefSeq and is a predicted model, not a curated record. NCBI's taxonomy places the organism in Eukaryota, Metazoa, Chordata, Aves, Piciformes, Picidae. Bases 117 to 2348 code for a protein of 743 amino acids.